UGUGUUUUUAAUGAUGAUGUGAUUUUGAUUAUCUGUUUUACGAAAGAAAUAUUCAAAGUUAAAAUUUGGGUAGAAUAUCUAUGUAUUUUCUGCAGCAUGGCGUGCAAUGGGGUGUAACAUCCUAAAUCACUGACUAAUGUAGAUGUUUUCUACGCCCAUGCAUUAUUUUCACUUCUUCUCAAUAUCCAUAACUGCACCUGUUUUCCUGGAAAAGUAUGUUCCUGUUGAGAACAUUUGAUAUCCAUCACCUCUCAGGGAAUGACCUCCUCUGCUGUGUAGGAGCUGCUCUUUUGCUAGGCAGAUCUGGAUGUAAUUGUGUUUUAUCACUGAGUGGAGAUCUCAUUCAAUGGGUUUUCAUUAUUUUUAUAUUAUAAGCUCAUAAAAUAAGUUUUUUGAAUGAUUUGGAUAAAAUAUCACGGCAAGUCGGGGGCACGGUGGCUUAGUGGUUAGCACGUUCGCCUCACACCUCCAGGGUUGGAGGUUCGAUUCCCGCUUCCGACUUGUGUGUGUGGAGUUUGCAUGUUCUCCCCGUGCCUCGGGGGUUUCCUCCGGGUACUCCGGUUUCCUCCCCUGGUCCAAAGACAUGCAUGGUAGGUUGAUUGGCAUCUCUGGAAAAAUUGUCCGUAGGGUGUGAGUGCGUGAGUGAAUGAGUGAGUGUGUGUGCCCUGCGAUGGGUUGGCACUCCAUCCAGGGUGUAUCCUGCCUUGAUGCCCGAUGACUCCUGAGAUAGGCGCAGGCUCCCCGUGACCCGAGGUAGUUCGGAUAAGCGGUAGAAAAUGGAAUGGAAUGGAAUCACGGCAAGUCCCAGCUGAAAGAAGCAUUACAGAUACAAUAUGCCGUUAAUGACAACCCCUGAUGUCAUCUACUGAAGAAUAUCUCAACCAAAAUUGUAAAAGAUGCCAAUACUUGCUGAAGCUUUAAGCUUACAAGCUGAAACCGCUUCAGACGUCAAGGGAGGAUCAACAAGACUGUACAUGAGAGCGUAAGAACACAGAACCCUCUGGAAACAUGAGUGUGAAUGAACAACAUGUCAGGUCUUUUGGGACCAGCAAUGAAGAAUGCUGUAGGGAAGUCAGAAACAACAACAGACAUGCCGAGAAAUCCCUGGAUGGAGAUGCUAAUGCUAAUGAAAUCCAGAAGGUGGAUGGAGGAACUUUGGUGGUUGUUGGCACCUCGUCUUCUAUGGGAUAUCUUGCAGAGGAACAGGUGAAGAUUGUUAUCCAGUGCACAGAUUCCCCAUGUGAAGACCCAGAGCUCGCUGAAUUUGAGAUGCUGGAGAGUCAAGAACUAGAGAAUGAGGAUAAGAACACCAGUCCUAAAGAUGUCAAGAUGGGUCCCUUAUCCAAAACAAUUACUGAAACAAAUGAGCAAGAUUCCACUCUUUCCCUUCAGUCAUCGAGCAAAGAAAUUUUGACCAGCAGUGCUCAGACAGAGGUUAACUCUGAGAAUGAUAUUUUUGAGUCUUGCUUUUCCACAAUGUCCAGUCUUGGAGAGAGUUUUGCUAGUGCUCAGGACCACAUCAGUCGAACCCAGAGCUCCACUUCAUGGCACGCUUCCUCAGGACUGUACCGGAUUCUGUCUGAGGACCUUACCCUUGCCUCACAGUCAUGUUUGUCCGAUAAAAGUCAAAGCACCCAGCACAAAGAUGCCAUGCAUCAACAUCCAGGAAAAAAUACAAUGUACAUGGGAAGUGUUGAUCUAAAUCUCAAUGCUAUCAUUUUGCCUGAGGAACCUCUUUUAGAAGCACAACAACAUCAACAAGCCACAGAUUUUCUAACAUGUAAGAGUUCAGGUCAGUCGAUAGAUGGCAUGUGUGAAUGUAGCAUUGUAGGGAUAAAAAAUGUCGGAAAUGAAUCAGGAAGUGCUGGUCAGGACAAUGCAGGAAAAUCUGGAGUGCCUGUUAUGACAGAAGGCAAGGAUUCAAACUUGAAGAAAAUAUAUACUGAGACAAAUUCUUGCCAUCCGGUGAUACCAGAAGACAGAUCUUCUUGUGACAGAAAGUACUCCCAUGAUUGUAUUGAUGAUAGAAAGACUAAAUUUGAAUCCUUUCAUGGGGAAUCAUCUGAUAUGAAUUUAAAUCCCUCACAACCAACCAACUCUGGUGACUGUGAACCCCAACCGUACAAGAAGCAAGCGUCUUUUGAAAAAACACGAAGUUCAUCCAGUUUGGAAAGGAGGAAACCCUGGGGCAGCCCUUAUCGCCACGAGACACCUCAGUCCCCUAAACCCACAAGUUCACCUAGAAAACAGCCACCAGCCUCACCAGCAAGAACAAUCAGCACAAGAGAGUCAAGUCAAGAACGUAGUGAGACUUUCCAGAAGGGAAUCAGCAGUCUGAAGCAACCAAGUAAAAGCUUCCUCAGAAGUAGUAGUAGCAGUAGCAUCCCAAAACCUUCCCUUCCUCAACAACCCCGAACAGAGUCUGAACGUAACAAGUCCUCUCCACCCCAGAAGCCCAAAAACGUCAGACCAAAAAUCAUCACCUAUGUUCGUAAGAACCCUCAGGUAAAGCCAAUGUCUGAAGGUCCUUAUGAAGUAUCCACACUACCGCCCAGACUUACACCAUACGUCAGCUCUCCUGCCCCAAAGGAGCCAAAGCCUGAGAGUGCCAGAGGUUCACCUGUGUCGAGUUCAUCGAAUAUUCUUUGUGACCUGUAUCGGCAAGACUCACAGAGGUCGGGGUACUACUCCCCUCCAGGAGUAUCUGGAAUCAGACCACCUAGUCACAAUGUCUCACAUAAACUAAUGGGCAAAUCCGAUAAUUUCCAUGGGGAGCUUCCAGAUGAAUCCUUACAUGAGGGUGGCAAAGGGGCUCAGACGAGUACCUAUGAUGCUGCUGGUGUUUUCCGAUUUCCCAGAGCCCUAAGGCCUCAGCUGGGGCUCGGAGCCGUCACCAGACAGCCUGCUGCUAAGAACAGGAUGGUAUUACCAGGUCAAAGGUCAGCAUCACCCCUGAGUUAUACGGCUCCAGCUGGUCAGGCUCCAAGCAGUCACCAGGAACCUGCAGUGGAUCAGAAGAGGCUGGCGUCAGGUAUGAUCCCCAAAUUUAUGCUCCCCAAACCAGGACAGUCUGGACUGCGUCCCCCCGGCUUCUCACACCUGCCUCCGGGCCGACUGGCUGCCUUUGGAUUCGUGCGCAGUGCAAGCGUGUCUUCUGUAUCCAGCAACCAAUCAAACGACAGCACACACAGUGACCCCUGCCAAUCCAGCCGUCCAAACAGUGGUAGUGAAGACACCCUCGUCUCUUAUUCUCCUCUCCCCUCCACUGAAAGCAGGAGUCCUCACCGCGGCAGCCCCCAGCCCCCCACCCGCCGUUCUCUGCUCCUGCCCCCUCGCGGCUCGCCCGUGGGCUCUAGAAGAGACUUUCAGAGAGAUGAAAUCACACGCCCCAUUGUUUGGUCUCCGAAGAGGUUUGCUGUGAUCUCUCCCAAGCCUCAGUCCCCUGUGCGUCAGAAGUCAUGUGUGGCUCGUCUGGGUGGGCGUGUGGAGGGUGUGGAUGCUGAGAGGGAACGGCUGAUGGUGCAGAAGCUGAGAGAGCGAUGUGAGGAUCAGGCCAAGCAGCUGAUCUCCCUGCAGGAUGAGCUCCGAAAGUCCUCACGGUGUCUGGAUGUGUUCACCAUCACUACACAACACUUCUGCCUGAAGAGCGAGAGUGCUGCAGUGAAAGAGAGGGAGUUAUCCCUGCAGUUAGCCAGGUUCAGGGAUGAAGUGGUGGUCAGUGUUCAGAGGUGGGAGCGUCUGCAGGGUGAGAAGGUUCAGCUGGAGCAGAGUUUUGAGCGGGAGCUGAAGGGACUCCAAGAGGAGCAACAGAAGGAGCUCAAGGCUUUGCAGGAGAGACUUCUAGAGGAGCACAGCGCUGUGAUACAGCGACUCCGCCAGGAGCAGAGGAGCCACCUGGAGCUUCUCCGCACCCAGCACCAGGAACAGAUCGAGGAGAUGAGUGAAAGUCAUGAGACGGCCCUCACAGAGAUGGAAGCGACUCAUAGUGCGGCUCUGGCUACUCUACAAGAGGAACAUAACAGAACCGUCAAGAACCUCAAGAUGGCACAUGAACAACAGAAGAAAUCGAUGGGAGAGGAAUUUGAGAAGCUUAGACUCUCACUGCAGGAUCAGGUGGACACAUUGACAUUUCAGAACCGCUCUCUGAGAGACCGGGCCAAACGUUUUGAAGAAGCUCUACGCAGAAGCACAGAUGAACAGAUGGUGGAUGCUCUUGCACCCUAUCAGCACAUCGAAGAGGAUCUGAAGAGUCUAAAGGAGGUUCUGGAGAUGAAAAAUCAACAGAUUCACCAACAAGAACUCAAGAUUUCAGAGCUUGAAAAACUGGCCCAAAAGAAUGUCCUGUUGGAGGAGCGCAUUCAGGUGCUACAGCAGCAAAAUGAAGAUCUAAAGGACAGGAUUGACCGCAACCUUGCCAUGUCCAGGCAACUGUCAGAGGAAAACGCAAAUCUGCAGGUAUACGUAGAGAAAGAAAGCAAUGAGAAGAAGCGGCUAAGUCGCAACAAUGAAGAGCUUAUGUGGCGUCUGCAGACGGGCGAGUUGAGCCCUCGAAUGUCUCCCACCCAGUCGCCCCUCCAUCGACCGGCAUCUAGCCCAGCUUCACCCUCCCGAAUGCAGACCUUCCCUAGAUGAGUCAAAUGGCUUUCCACCUCUCGUACUCUCUUUUACACUUCAUUUAAUUAAUGUCACUGUCUACAGCUCACAUUUCACAUCAUUCUCAUCGGAUUAAUCAGAACAUGCUCCACAUACACCAGAGAAUGUGGUGACCACAUGUUCUUGUUCAUCCCACCACUGAGUGACAUACCUCAACUGAAUGUGGGGAUUUAUUGUUCAGUUUUACUUUAUUUGUUGGACAAUGCUAUUUAUAUAUCUAUUCUUACUGAAUAGGGAUGGAGGUCAUAUAAUAAUUACAUUAGAGCUGGGUGUAUUAUAUACAAAUCUGCCAUUUAAGACUUUUUUGGAAGCAUAACUUGCUUCUUGACGUUUGCUUCAGGGAUGUACUACAAGAGUGAUCUUGACUUUGCUCUAUAAAUGUUCAGUUCACAAAUUCCCUUCAUCAUUAGUAACAGGGCAAGCACAUUAAUGCUUGUAUAGUAGUUGUUAAUGUGCAAACCCCUGCAUUUGAACAGAAGAAGGACAGUAUUCUUUUUUUACUUACUGUAUCCAUCAGUCUCAGUAUGAUGUUUGGCAGACAGUUUUAAAUCUUUUUCUAGUGUCGGUUGCAAUGGAUCAGGCUUGAGAUUUUCUGUUUAUACAGUACAUCACGGUGCUUGUUCUUCAGUGUUUGCCUACAAUCUCAAGCUUUCCAAAGCUUGAUCAGGAGAACACAUCAACCAGGAAUAACUUCCUCCACUUUGCCUUUUCAAAGCAAAGCCGCUCACCAGCAACCUUCUGUGGAAGCCCAGACAUUACUCAAUAACUCAAAUGCAACUGACAGAAUAAUACAGGAAGAUUUGGAAAGGCAAAUGUCAAUGACUUGCAAUGUAUUUUUAAUUCAUUAUAAUUAUCAAUUAUUGCAUUUAUUCUGUCAUUUCACAACAUUUAACAUGAUUUCAGGUGACAGCUAUAAGGAUGUUAAAAUUACACUUUUCUGCAAAACAGCCAUGUUCAAUGCAUGCCUUGUCGCUUUUCUGAGGAAGAACGAUUAUCAUGCCUUCAUCAAACUCGCCUUCUUUACAGAAAUCUCUAGAAUGCAUUAAUGUCAUAAAACUGCCUGUGAUCUUGGCUCUUUAUAUCUUCCUACACUGUACAGUAUGUAUCAAAAGUCUUCCGGUUGCUUUGACCCAGAUAAUAUGCUUAAACUUAAUUUGCGCGGACACCACUGAGGGCAUUUGUUCUAUGUUUAUAGAGGUUUGUGCGUGAUAUUCACAAAAAAAAACAUUUGCAAAAGAAUAGUUCAAGUUGAACAGUUCAACCGAUCAUCACAUUUGAGUUUGACAUUAAAAUGCUUAAGGCGUCUUUAAUGUCAAACCCUGGAUGUCUAGACGUUUAACCGUUCAUGUAUCAGCACUUGAAACAGAAUACAAAGAGUUACUGUAAAUAACUAAGUUAUAAUCUUCCUCAUGAAUGUCUCAUUACAGAUUGUCGUGAGUGGAUAACAUUCUGUCCUUGUUUAUCUUAAUUUGUGGUCCAAGUGUGCUUGUUAGUGCAUCUAUUGGUGAUUUGACCAUAACGUCAUUAUCAAUAGUUUACUUUUCCUCAGCAUUUACAGGAUAUAAAAAUGAUUCCAUUUCAUUUUAAUGGUUAAUUUAAACAUGCAAACACCUGAAUGUUUGCGUUACUAGGAAGUUCCAUUACCUCCUGUCACACUCAGAGAUGUUUCUCAGGUGUAUAAUGUGUCAUAGUAUGUUAUUGUAAGACUUUACAUUAGACUGAAUAAACAGUAAAAUACGCUGACCCACAAUAGGCGUGACAAUAUGUGACCCUGGACAACAAAACCAGUCGUAUGGGUCAAUUUUUCGAAAUUGAGAUGUUUAUAUAAACUAAAAUAUGAAUAAUUAAACUUUCUAUUGAUGCAUGAGUUGAUAGAAUAUGACAAUAUCUGGCUGAGAUACAAACUUUUAAAACUCUGGAAUCUGAGAGUGCAAAAAAAAUCUAAAUAUUGAGAAAAUCGCCUUAGAAUUUGUUAAUCAGGGGCACUGUGGCAGGUCAUCCACUCACUAAAAUAAAGUUUUUAUAUAUUUAAGGUAUGAAAUUUACAAAAUAUCUUCAUGGAACAUGAUCUUUACUCAAUAUCCUAAUGAUUUUUGGCAUAACAGAAAAAUGAAUAAUUUUGACCCAUGCAAUGUAUUUUUGUCUUUUACUAAAAAUGUUCCCAUGCUACUUAAGACUGGUUUUGGGAUACAGGGUCACAUAUAAGAGUUUGCAUUACCGUAAUACUACAUUUUUGAAUGUAUUUCACUCCUAAACAUAUAGCAAAUAAACUCAAAGCUCUUAAUGAAACACUGAAAUAUAAAAUCAACUACCUGUCCUGCAAGAAAAAAAAGGCUCCGCUUUGAUCGCUCUGCUUGGAUUAUUCAGAUCUUCGCUUUUGAAAUAUAACUGAAAUAAAUCAGUUUCUGAAAUGCACUGAUUUUUCUUUUCUUGUGUGUGUCCCAUGGACAUAAUGAUAAAGUUUCUGAAUGUUUCAUCCUAUUCCUAAAUGAAAUACAAACUUCUAUCAGUUACCUGAUGUUAAAAGGUGAAGUGUGUAAUAAUUAGAAAGUCAAAUAUUUCCUAUUGUAUCUGCUUAAUAUGUCGAGGAUAACUUUGAAGCCAUCUGUAGGUUGAUUUUCCUGAAAGGUGUAAACAUGUGUCACGCUGUGUUGCUUUCAGAACAUUGCUCUGUUUGUUUGAGCAUCCUGACCAGCCCAAAAUAGCAACAUUGGCUGAACCAAUGAGUUGUAUCUGUAUGACUGACCAAUGGCAUAUUGAAGAGGGGUUACACACUUCUCCUUUAAGGAUGUUUCAUACACUCUUGAAGAUAAAGGUGCCUUUUAAGAGUGUAACAUGCAUUGUAUGUCAAGGAAAUUUCCUCUCUGUUACUUCUAAUUUGUUUUGAAUAACUUUUAUGAGCUUAAUGUGUGAACCGUUACAACACGUUACUGGAAAAGCAUGUCUUAAGGCUGUGAUAUUAUUUGUUUUGUUCCAACCUUAGUGUAUUCCAAGUGAUCCAAGUGUUAGUGUAUCUUACCUCACUAUUGUGAUGCAUUGAAAAGCUUUUAGCUUGCACUUCAGGUUUGAGUAUUAAAAGACAAUGUAAAUA
Triplophysa dalaica is the source of this 7744-nucleotide messenger RNA. RefSeq names its product microtubule associated tumor suppressor candidate 2b (gene mtus2b). The transcript is spliced from 15 exons. Gene Ontology annotation, molecular function: microtubule binding. The record is from RefSeq and is a predicted model, not a curated record. Bases 1009 to 4632 code for a protein of 1207 amino acids. Lineage: Eukaryota; Metazoa; Chordata; Actinopteri; Cypriniformes; Nemacheilidae. Gene Ontology annotation, cellular component: cytoplasm; nucleus.